ACACCCGUAAGCUACUCCAGCUAUAUUGGAGGUCCUGAAGACGCUGCUUGCUUUCUCCCAGACAGCAAUCACUGCAAUGGCGGAUUACGAUAACUACGACGACCGGGAUCGGGCUUACGGUAGCUUUGGCGGAGGAAGGGGGCCCCGGGGGGGGUGGCGGCCCGGGGGGGCCCCGGAAGCAGAAGGAGAUGCCCACAGAGCCCCCGUACACCGCCUACGUGGGCAACCUGCCCUUCAACACCGUACAGGGAGACAUCGACUCCAUCUUCAAGGACCUCAGCGUGCGCAGCGUGCGGCUCGUCCGAGACAAGGAGACGGACAAGUUCAAAGGCUUCUGUUAUGUAGAAUUUGACGAAUUGGAAUCCCUCAAAGAAGCCUUGACGUACGACGGAGCUCUCUUGGGAGACCGGUCGCUCAGAGUGGACAUCGCAGAGGGCCGCCGGCAGGAGAAAGGCCCUGGGUUUGGCUUCCGGAAAGACGACAGAGGGCGGGGUGGGGCACGUGGCUCCCGAGGAGGGGGGCGGGAAUCCAGAGACGACUACGACCAAAUGGGAGGAGGAUUCAGAGAUGACGACUUCAUGGGUGGGCGGAGUCGAGGCGGCGGUCGCCCUGGCGACGGUCGCCCUGGCGACAGGAGAGGGGGCGGGGCCGGGGCCGGGGCCGGGGCCGGCGCCGGCGGGAUGGGCCGCUACAGAGACGGGCCUCCUCCUCGCGGGCCUGCCACGGACUUCAGAGAACCCUCUGACGAGGAGCGCGCUCAGAGGCCCAGGCUACAGCUGAAACCGCGCACCGUGGCGGCGCCCCUCAACCAAGUCGCCAACCCAAACUCCGCCAUCUUCGGCGGGGCCAAGCCACGGGAGGAGAAUUAGUAAAAAAAAGGAUGUGGCUGCAUUAUUCAGGAGGACUAAACCUGGAGCCGGCUCCGUUCAAAAAUCACCCAAAGAGAGAGAGCAAGAAAGAGAGGGGGAGAGGGAGAGCUGACGAAGGGGGCGUGGCCCCACCUCCGCUGAACAUCACCGCCGUUCCCACAGCACAAAGCACUGCAAACCUCACCGGGAUGGUGGGACCUGAUUGGUUAUUCAUUAGAAUGGUGGUAACGGAUUGGUUGUUCACUGGGAUGGUGGUACCUGAUUGGUUGUAUAUUUGCCUUUGGGUACCUUUCCCUCUUUUUUUUCUUUUUUUUCCCCAAAUGCUUCUUGUGUUCUGCAGUGAUGUGUGUUGUUUUUUUUUCUUCGUUUAGACACACGGCCGCUGUUCAGGGCUACCGUGUGUUUGGCUCUUAUCGUUUUCCCCUCAGUCACAGCUCUCUGUGUAAAGUAAGUAAAUAUUCUGUCUUAUCGAACCUUGAAAGAAAAUCUGAUGCUUAAAGCGAUUGCUAAUGUGUCCAUGUUAUGAAUCGGACACAACAUUUUCAAAGAUUUUUGACCAGAGUCGGUUCAGUCCAGGUAAGGGUAGCUUUCUGUGAUAACUGCCAGCAGUACCGAAAUCUGUGGCUAUUCCUUCGAUAUCCACUGCUAGAGGUAGAAAAGUUGUUAUUGCCAAAAAAGGUUUUAAAAAAAAAAAAAAAAAGAUCACUCGAUUUGGAAAAAGUGCACCACAUGCAUUUAGUAAGUUUUUUUUUUUAUGAAGACAUAGGAAAACGUGACUUGUCUGGCUUUCCAGUCCUGGCCACACUAAACAUUAUGUACAGUAGUGUUACUACCAGUGCUUCAAAUUAUAACUGUAGGCAGUGCUUUGGAUUUGCUUCUCUCUGGGUCUGGAAUUCUGAAAAGCUCCUGUACAUUUAGACUGCUCAUCUAUCCCCCCCCCAACUUUUGUUUUCUACAAAGUUUAUGGCAAUAAAGUUAAUCUCCUACAGCUGUUCCUUAAGAAUGUGUGUGUAAAUUUACGUGCAGCGCAGUGUGUGUGUGUGUUCUCCUGGGCUCAGACUGCGAUGUCGUUGUGGCGUGUAGCGUGACCAACAGAACACAACCGUCCUUCUCCCAGCGGCCAAUCAGAACGGUCUCCUGCGCUAGCCCUGUGCCCAGAGCACGGUUGCUGGGCAGGUUGCCGUGGUUACUUCCGUUGCUUUGGGUGGGUUGUUGUGCUUCCUCUCCAGGAAUUUUUAAGGCCAGCUGGGUGUGCAUGGUUGCUAAGGCGCCGGCUCAGACCCAAAGUAAACAUCCAUAUGCGCCGUCAUGGCAACAGAUACAGGUGAGCAGAAAAGGUGUCUCCCUGGUGCUGACUUCAUAUCAGUCUGGGUCAUGAGAGACCACACACAGCUUAACCCUGUUCGUGGUUCAUGAACUCAUUAGAUUAACUGCUAGAAGGCCACUGAACACACAAAGUCUGUUGUUAACUGCAGCCAUCAUUCUGAGUUCUCACUGCGUAACGAAGAACUCGAGCAAAUAUACUUGAUUUGAAAUUUUUGGAAAUCGGACUGAUUUCGCCUGGCCAGCCUGUGAACAGACUUUUCUCUUAUAAAUCUUAAAUGACACUCUGCUCUGAUUUGGGAAAGUAAAUGGGAAACUGAAAUGCCUGGAGAGGAAGGUGUGGUCAUUCGGGCUCUGAGCUUGUGAGAAUAACCCUGUUAUAGACCUCCUGCGCUGGUGUGCAACUGCUGUUCUCUGAAUAUGGCCGUCAGCGUAGGGGAUAUGGCCCGCGUGCAUCCUGCAAUGUUACUGCAUUACUGAUCGCCUGUACAGGACCUGCAGCUUCCGCAAUGUAUUCAAUGUGAACUUUAUCACGCCAGACUGAAUUCACACCCUGAGGAGGGGAGGGAGUGGGGCAGAGGGGAGGGGGGGGGGUGGUUGGAAUAGUUUUUUUUUGUUUGUUUGGUUUCAUUUUGCCAUCCCAUGUUCUUGUUUCACUCUUGUCGGCUGACUUUUUUAAACAUGUGAACCGGAGUAACGCCCAACACUUCACCCAUUCUGCUUCGUAAGGAAAAAAAAAUUAUGAUAAAAAGGUAAAUUUAAAAGGAUUUGGUAUUUUGUGAAUGAUCUUUUAAAUAAAAGAAACUUAAAGAA
Molecule: messenger RNA, 3005 nt
Organism: Anguilla anguilla (European eel)
Lineage: Eukaryota; Metazoa; Chordata; Actinopteri; Anguilliformes; Anguillidae
Product: eukaryotic translation initiation factor 4H-like
Exons: 8
Coding region: 189-869 (226 amino acids)
Molecular function (GO): RNA binding
Source: RefSeq, a predicted model, not a curated record